GAAAACAAUGGCGCUGACGGAGUAGUAUGGUAUUGAUACAAUAUUUAUUUUUGUUAUGGUUUUGUAAAAAUCCUCAGUCUGGUUAACAUGAUUGGGGGUUACUCUGACAAUAAAUCUCUAUUAAAAUGACGUAUUGACAUAUCAACAAAUUUAGUGUUAAGUUUCCUGAAUAUGUAAAACAUGGCUUCUAAUUCAUACAGGGUGGAAUGGGUAGAAAUAAUAGAGCCGAAGACUCAAGAGCAUAUGUAUGCCAAUUUGGCCACUGGUGAAUGUGUCUGGGAUCCUCCAGAAGGUGUACCUGUCAAACGAACUGAUUCAAAUCAAUGGUGGGAGCUUUUUGAUCAAAAUACCGCCCGAUUUUAUUACUAUAAUGCAACAUCACAAAGAACUGUAUGGCAUAAACCUACAAACUGCGAUAUUAUUCCUCUUGCCAAAUUACAAACUCUAAAACACAACACUGACUGCAGCCCAGCAGCAACUAGCAAUCAGGCUACUCAGACUGGUCACCAUGUUGAGAGGGGCCAAGCUUUAAGUUUAUCAGCCAGUACUCCACAGUUACGACGCAGACCCAGUGAUUUAUGCCGAAGUAGUAGUUUUAGUCAAAGAGCAGCUGAAGCCCCAUUGUAUUCCAAUUGGCAUGAUUCUCAUUUGUUACCACUGGAACAUUUCUUACUAAAUAAUGGCAGGGAAUCAGACAGUGACCAUUCAGACAGUGGAAGUGAAUCUCUUACUGGUCAUGAACCAGAUAAUGAAGACUCUGAUCAGUCAGAAGGCAGCUAUUUACCUCACCGAUUGUCUCAUAGACCAGUAGAAUAUCUGAAUUUGCCUACUGGUGUUAAUACAGAGCCCAGAGACAGGGAUAGAGAUGUGUGUCCAUCCAUUCCACACUUGAAACCUUUAGCUGAGCCUCCACUGCAACCAGAGCGGGAAGCAGAUAUGGAGAAAUUUGCCGCUGAUAAUUUAAAUCUUGGAGGACGUGGUUUAUUUAGAAGGAAAGCAAGUGUUCGUGAUUUACUUAGUUGGACUCAAAGAAGUCUACAGAGACCUCUAUUAGCAUCAAGCAAACCAGUGUAUAAGCAAGCUUUAGAAAUGUUUAGGCAAGUUCAAAUGUAUAUGGGAGAUAGGAAAGCAAGACCUGGAGUUUCAUUAAAUUCGCUUUUAAUGGAAAUUUUGGGAAUUGGACACGCUCAGUCCUUGUUGAGAGACGAAUUGUUUGUCCAAUUAUGUAAGCAAACGACCGAAAAUCCGAGGAGGGAAUCUCUUUUACGCGGAUGGGAAUUAUUGACCAUCGCUUUAGCUUUUAUACCACCUAGUCCUGUUUUUCAACCAGCUUUAUUGGGGUACCUUAAUCGUCAUAGGGACCCUACAUUCUCGCGUGUUUUUCCUGAUGUUAACCGGUGGCCCAUUCACGUUCAAGUGAAUCAUUACGCGACUGUAGCCUGUCAACGGUUAGAACGGAUAGGGGCCGGAGGAAAGCGUACAGCACGCAGGCCCCAAAUGGACGAUAUCGAAUCGGCAAGGAAACAAAUAUUCCAGGCGAGUUUGUUCGGAAACACUCUAAGGGAAGUGAUGCAGCUACAAUCGACACGUUGGCCGAGUAGAAGACUACCGUGGCCUCAAGUGGAGCUAUCGUUACAAGUGUUGAAGCAUCAGGGACAUGCGACGGAGGGAAUUUUCCGCGUCUCCGCCGACGUAGACGAAGUGAACAGGUUAAAAGGGCAAAUGGAUCGGUGGGAACUGAGCGAACCCAGCGACGCCCACGUUCCGGCGAAUUUACUAAAACUGUGGCUGAGGGAGCUUUACGAACCUCUAAUUCCCGAUUCCCUUUAUCCCGAAUGCGUGGCCGAACCCAUGACGUCUCGUCGCGCAUGCGAUUUAGUUCUGCGUUUGCCAACUUUGCAUAGGCUAGUGUUAUGCUAUUUGAUACGAUUUUUACAAACGUUUAACAAACCGGAAGUCAUUCAACUUACUAAAAUGGACGCUUCGAACUUGGCUAUGGUAUUUGCACCAAACUGUUUACGAUGCAUGGCUAGUGAUCCCCGCACCAUGUUCGACAACGCUCGUAAAGAGAUGGCUUUCAUGCGAUGUCUUAUACAGGACCUCGAUACCGAAUGCGUUCGAGAUAUGAUCUGACCUCAACUUCUUAUUGUAUAUUUAUAAUAUCGUGACACUGUUGUAUUGUUUUCUUUAUUAUAAUAAUUAGAUAUCAUUCUUGGCUGUAUUUUUUCCGGACCUUUUGGGCUCGUCUGGCACUUGCGAAUCAUCAUUGUAUAUAGACAAUAUAUUUUACGGCGUAUGUCCCUGAAAUGUUUUGUUAAAAGGCCCAUAUGAUAUCCCUUGGGACAUCUUGCAAGAAAUCAUCAACGCUUAAGCUACGUUAAACACAUUGUUGAUGAUUUGCUUAGAUUCUAUUUGCCAGGCAAAACCAACUUUCCUAGGCAAGCUCAAGUUAACUCUAUCUUAAGGAUUUCCCGGCAUUUGGUACCUUGGUAAUUAUUCGGUCCCAUGACUUGCGUUUCUUGGGCAUCUGCAAAGAAAUCCUUUUUUUGUACCUGGAAAUUACAUGUCAAAAUCAAAAUUUUUGUUUACAUUCUCUCUGGUAAAAAGCGCAUAUGAUGUCCCUUGGAAUGCCUUGCAAGAAAUCCCUAAAACCAUUGUUUUCCCAGCACACUCUUAAGCUACGUUAAACACAAUGUUGAUAUGAGUUGCUUUACAUAGGCUAAUCUGCAAACAUCUUUUUUAAACAUGCCAAAAAACUUUUUUUAUAUUUCCAAACAAUGAUCUGCAAGCAUAGCGGAGAAAAAACAUCGUUCCUACCCAAACUCGAGUCAACUAUAUCUUCAGGAUUUCUCGGCAUUUUAACUUACCCUUCUAGAGUACUUUAUGGUAAUUGGCCAUUAUUGCCGAUAUAAUUUUUUCUUUGUCCCAUGACUUGCACCUGCAAAGAAAUCCUUUUUUUUAUUAUACCUUUGAAUUUCAUGUCUAAUUAAAUAUGGUUGAUGAGUACAAAAAAUAGCAAGAUAUGAACAAAAAUUAUGAAAUAACAGUUAGGUUAUGUGACACUUUUUUGCAAAAGCUGGUGGGAUUAUCCAAAAACCACAUACACCAAACUAACCAAACUACUACCACCCUUCAUUAGUUGCAUGAUUUUCUGAAUACGUGUCUUUCGAGUACAUUUUAAAUGUUGUAGUACAUUUACAUUUAUUUAACAUUUAGUAUAUUUAUAACAACAAUUUUUAUAUGAUGUUUUGAAUUUAUUAUAAAUUAUAUAGAAGAUACAAACACAAACACAUUUUUUCAGAAAUAGUCAAACAUUAUUCUUAAAACAAACAUUAAAACUAAAAAAAUCGCUUAAAACUAAACCUAAAGCGAAAAGAAAAAGCUUUUGUCCAAAAACACUUAUUUAAAUAUAUCAUGAUCUGAAAUUUGACAAAUACUCUAUAAGUGUUCUAUAGUCCAAGUCACGUACGUUUUUUAUUAAUCUAUAUAAGGUGUUUAAAGAAUAACUUGGAAAUUCUUUAUCCCCUUGAAUAAUUUUAUAAACUGGAAUGAAAGUGUUCAGAAUGUUGUUGGAAAAAAUCGUUAUGAGCAAUUUUUUCUGAGUAAACUGUUACAACAUUGAUCAUAUUUUCCGCUUCUUUUUUGAUAUCAAGAAUUAUUUUUUACUAAUACACAGCUGUACUAAAAACUCAACUCUUCAUCAUUCACUAAGCAGCAAGCGAUAUUAAAAAUCAUAAUUUUUGCAAUAGAAUGGAUGGAGGGCUUGUCCUUGUUUGAAUUUCUUUAACUCCAUAUUAAUGGUAGGAAGUAAAUGAAAAAUUUCAUAUUCUUGGGGUGGAGAGGGGAAUUUGUUCAUUUCAAUCAUUAAUACUAAUUUUUAACUAACACUGAUACUCUUUAGCAUGUUAUUCUAGUUUAUUAUUAUAUACAGAUAUAGAUAUUAUCUUUCUGCAUGAAACACAGGUUGGGAUUGAUAUACCAUCCUCACACUAAGUGUGACUUGGACUAUAGACACAUUUUUUACAUCUAGUCCAAGAAAAACAAGUACAUCGAUUUUUCCCAGGAGCUGUUCAUUUGUAGACUCGUCACUACCACAAAUUUCUCUUAUACGUGAUUUUUGUGGUAUUGGUAAGUUUUACCAGGUCUUGCGAUCUUUUGAGGGAACUGUUUUUUUGUCCAUGGUGGCUACCUUUUCUUGAAAUGAAAAACCACACUUGAAUUUUUAGAUACAAGGUGAUUUUGAAGCUUUUUUUACUCACUCAUAGUUUUUCAACUACAAAGCAUAUAUCUUUUAUGUAUAUUUAUAUUUUUUUAAGGGUAGGCUAUAAAUUACAUAAUUUAUUACAAAAGUAGUAUUUAUUACAUAAUUAUGACUUUUUGACAGCGAAAGUAUAUUAGGG
Molecule: messenger RNA, 4400 nt
Organism: Cylas formicarius (sweet potato weevil)
Lineage: Eukaryota; Metazoa; Arthropoda; Insecta; Coleoptera; Brentidae
Gene: RhoGAP93B
Product: rho GTPase-activating protein 39
Exons: 4
Coding region: 181-2133 (650 amino acids)
Biological process (GO): signal transduction
Cellular component (GO): cytoplasm; cytoskeleton
Molecular function (GO): GTPase activator activity; protein binding
Source: RefSeq, a predicted model, not a curated record